GGAGAAAAGCAGGAGUCGCGAGAGCAGACAGUGCCGGACCGACCGCGAGCGCUCGAUAAACACUUCCCAUCGCGGGAGGAGAGCGGCGCACAAGAGCAGUGUCUCUCUCUCUCUGACUCUCCUUUUCUGUGUCUUGCUCUCUCUAUCACACACUUUCUCUAUGAGUCUGUCUCUCCCGCACACACACACACCCAUGCCCGCGCGCGCACGCUCCGCAUACGUCUCCACUUUGCCGUAGUAAAUUACGGCAUUGAUCUCAAAGACGAGUCCGGAUCUGUGUCUUGUGUUCGCCCUUUCUUCGACGGACGGACUUGGAGAAACGCUCGAGAGAGAAGUAACUCUUCUCAUCCUGCGUGUCUGUGAGGACCCUUGGUCAUGUCCGAUUAGCUCCCCUGCGUGAUGCCUGAUCAUGACAGCAACACCCUUUUAAACAGACAGACAAAGCGCCGACGUGUCGACAUUGGGGUGAAAAGGACUGUGGCUAGUGCAUUAUUCAGUCGCGCCAGGGAGACCCUGCUCGAAAGCAUGAACCAAUCACACGGCCACGAUCAGGACGGAGACUGCUCUUUGGUCGGUCACGGACAUGGCGGCUCCAACAGUGACGGAGAGAAGUCCAAUGUUUUGAGGAAAUUGCUUAAGAGGGCCAACUCGUACGAAGACGCCUUAAUGCCUUUCCCCGGUGCUACCAUCAUCUCUCAGCUACUGAAGAGUAACAUGGGCAAGAACGGAGGGAGUGACUCAGGCUUCCAGGGGAGUGGAGCUCUGUCCAGUGGAGGCUCAGAGAUCCACGCAGAGGACGCCUGCAGCAACUCCUCCCGCGACCGGGACAGCCCGUCUGACUGCCUCUCUCCUGGGCCACCUCUUCCCCCCCCUUCUUCCUCCUCUUCCUUUGGGCGACCACUGCCUUCUUCAAGCCUCAACUCCCACGCUCCCUCUCAGCCCCUCUCCCUCUCCACUUUUGAUUUGGACAGGCUGUCGGACGAGCAUCUUCGCGCAAAGCGUGCCCGCGUGGAAAACAUCAUCCGCGGUAUGAGUCACUCGCCACUGGUCCGGUCCAACGGCGACCACAACCAAGAUAUCCACCGCGAAAAUGAGAAUUGCAGCAUCAACAGUAGCAGCAGUAAUGACCACAGAAGAGAGGGCAACAGUCACAACACCAGCAGCCACAACCACAGCCGGAGCGACGGCCCUUCCUCCCUCCUGAGCUCUCCGGGUUCACGGGCUGGUGUGGUCAGCGUUGGCGAGGUUUAUAGGGAGAAUAAGAGAAAGCAGCGCCUGCCACAGCAACAACACUGCUUCACCCAACUAGUGUGUUCUAGGCAGGAGCAGAGGCAGGAGGAGAGACGGCAACUCAAACUGCAACUGGAGGACAUGCAGAAACAGCUGCGUCAACUCCAGGAGAAGUUCUACCAGAUCUACGACUCGGAGACAGAGGAAGAUGAAGAGAACGGCGAGAGCAGAGAUGCGGACCGAGGUGGAGAAAGAGACGAAGACGGCAACCUGUCAGAGGACAGUAUCCGCUCUGACGGCUUGGAGGAGAGGCACAGAGCCAGAGGGCGCCGUAGCAACCAGGAGCUGUCUGAGCUGGACCCAGGCCUGUUCCUGGAUCGGGCCCGAGCCCUCCUCAGAGAACAGGCCCUUAUAGAUGGAGAAAUGGAGGAAGAUGUGGACAGCAGGGAGGAGGUUGAGAGGAAUGUAGAAAGUGCGAUGAAAAGGAGAGGAGGAGCAGGAGGAGGACGGCAGUUAGCGGAGACGCUGAAGCAGGAACUGAACUGUGCCGUGUCGCAGGUUGUCGACACCGUCGUCAAAGGCUUCUCCUCGCCCAAGCAGGCUGUCAGUCACCACGGCUGCCAUAGCAGCACACCAGCUGCACCCUCCUCUUCCUCCAACUCGUCCUCUUCCUGUCCUCCACCUUUCGGCCCCCUUCCCUCGCUCACCCCAGAGUCACGCUUUGGCGGUGGCGCCCUGGCCCUCAGUUUGAACGGGGACGGGAGUCCAACAUCUAACUACCACUCCUCCAACCAGAGGCUGCACUGCUUCGGAGAUGUAAUCGUCCCGAGCCCACUGGAUUCCUUCGGUGGCAGACUGAGUGGUGUGCCGAUGCCCAACGACCAAACGGAGGCACUGCCCCUGGUGGUGCGCAAGAGCGGCGGAGGAGGUGGAGGAGACAACAAUAACCCCUCUCUUCCUCCUCCUUCUCACCAUCACUCCCUUCACCCCUCUCCCCUCACCGCCUCGCUCGGCUUUAGCCCUCCAUCCUUUCGCCACCCAUUCCCUAUUCCCCUUAUGGGCUAUCCCUUUCAGAGCCCCCUUAUACACGGGGGUGGAGCCGGCUACCCUCCAGGGCCCAAGGACCAUCAUCGGUCCUCCCCCGAUUCUAUGGACAUGACCAGGGAAACUCUCAGCCUCAGAACCAAAAUGGCAUCCCUCGGAGGGGGCCAUCUCAGUCAUCACCACCACCACCACCACCACCACCGGCAGAGCUCACCAGGCCAACACGGGCCGGAGGGUCUGUCCCUGUCCCUCAUCAAGUCUGAGUGUGGGGACCUGCAAGACAUGUCCGACAUAUCGCCCUACUCUGGCAGCACCAUCCAGGAGGGCUUGUCUCCCAACCACCUGAAGAAAGCCAAGCUAAUGUUCUUCUACACCCGCUACCCCUCCUCCAACAUGCUCAAAAUCUUCUUCUCAGAUGUCAAGUUCAAUCGCUGCAUCACCUCCCAGCUGAUCAAGUGGUUCAGCAACUUCAGGGAGUUCUACUACAUUCAGAUGGAGAAGUUCGCCCGGCAAUCUAUCAACGAGGGUGUGACCUCUACAGACGAGCUAGCGGUGGGCCGUGAUUCGGAGCUCUUCAGGGCGCUCAACAUGCACUACAACAAGGCCAACGACUUCGAGGUUCCUGAGCGAUUCCUGGAGGUGUCCCAGGUGACUCUUCGUGAGUUCUUUAAUGCUAUCGUGGCAGGAAAGGACGCAGACCCGUCCUGGAAAAAGGCCAUCUACAAGGUGAUCUGCAAACUGGACAGCGAGGUUCCCGAUGUCUUCAAAUCCCCAAACUGUCUACAAGAACUCCUCCAUGACUGACUAAGGCGAAGAAGGAAACGCGGCAAGCAAGACCGAUAGAAGACCGCUGAGAAACCGCUUUAGUUAGACUCGGUUUGCCUUCAGGUGAGGUGAGGUGGUUCUACUUGGAGGCUUCUGGAGAGAUGUGUUGAUGGUUGUUUUUGGUCAGCCCAACUUUUAAAAGACAAACCUGCCCUCAAAAUGUUUUAUAAAGAAAAGAAUAUUCCUCUUGCAGGAGGCAGAGGGCUCAGAGUCCGACGACACUCAAAUUAACCAAUUGUGAGACUUUUAUCAAUUAAAAGCAAAACAGUCAAGAGUUGGACCGUGUUGCACUUACAGAAAAGCUCCUCCGCUCAUUCUCCUCCACCUCGUCCAAGCCUGCUCUUCAUCCACCUCUGGAGGAACAUCAGGAUGAGGAAGAUGACGGAUCAAUCUUCAGCCCUUGACUCGGGCUCCGGGGAGAACUGAAAAUAAAGAUGAUAAUAUAUAUAAAUCUUUUUAUUGUGGAUGUUUUUAAGUUACAUGGGCAUUUUGGAAAAAAAAGUGAUGUUUCUGUAUUUUUGCUCCUUUGUAUAAGCUUCUCUUCUAUGAACCCCCAGUCACAUAGAUACACACACACACACACACAACCACAGACACUCACACACACACCUCUUGAAUAGUAAAGCACAGUAGCAUUCCCAAAUCCUCAAGUGAAUCCAGAAAAACUGGACAUGAACUUAGUUGUUGUUUCUUUCUCUUUUGACCUCUCCCACUUCUUACUGUACUGAGGCUUACUGGGUGUUUGUUUUGACCGUGUGGCCCCAUCUGCCCCGCCCCCCGCCCUUACCCGGCUGCCCCUCUUGGCUCAUGUUGCAUUGAAAAAUAAUCCCUUUCUUUUCUUUAUAAAUUAACUGGGAUCUGGAUACUACCAAUCCCAUUUGGUCAGAAUCAAAAUUAGCGGGGACGAAUGGAAAAUGCCGCCUAGAAUCAGUUUGACGCGUUUGUCUCGGUUACUGCACUAAACAUUUACUUUCUGUUAACCUUUCAGACAUUUUGGGAUGUAGCGUUUAUCACAAAGUCAUAAACUGAUGAGGACCUUUUAUGGUUGAGAAAAACACCUGUGUUUUCGGGUGGAAGACAGAGACAGUUUCUUCAAUCCCAUUAUUCGGCAAGAGUUCACUGAACCCUUCUGACAGAGAGAUACACCGGUAUGUAUUGAUCUGCGAUAAGCUAAUAUCUGGUCCAACCACUACUGAUUUAUUUACAAUAUUUUUAAUAUACUGUGUAGCACUGAUGCUGGAUAAUGUCAGGACAGAGUAUAGAGGAUAUGUUAUCGACGAAACCUCUUUGGUAUUGAUUUUAUUUUUCAAGGUAACGCGUAUUGGACGCUUCAUUUGGUUUCAUUCAAAAUCCUAAACUCAGAAAUCCGUUAAACAUCAAUUUGGGAUUUCUGCUUUAUUGCAAGGUGGAUUUACUGUCCUGUAAAUCAUUUCUUAUGAUUGACCCUAAACAGUUAGCAGCGCUCUGUAGAUUCCUCUUCAAGCAGCAGGUCAUUCCCACAUGAUACAAACCCAGGAACCCUUCUUCAUGGCGCUGUGGGCCAGGCUGACCUUUGGUGGCGCACACUUGUACAUACAGGGCUCAAACUCUCGCACGUUGGAUUGUAACAUUUCUUUUUAAAACGCUGGCGACCAACUGUGGUACAAUCAGCCGCACUGAAAGGUUGGCUCAGUCAAAUGUGUCCCAUUAUAACUCUCCUUCCUUGAAACUGGAAGUCCCCACAAAGCAUCAUGGGAAAACCUGAUGUACGUCUUUGCCAAGAGGGGCAGCAGCGGGCUCAUGUGUGAAGUGUUUUAACAGCAGAAAAAAAAGACAUAGGACAAAAUGCUGAUAUUUGUAGCUUGUAUAGAUGUAAUACUCUGAUCACUCUGAUACUGUUAUUAUUUAUAAUUGAAAUAAUUAUUCCUAUUAAUGUUAUUCUGAUGAUGAAGAUGAUGAUGAUGAUUAUUAUUAUUAAUGCUUGCUACAGAUUUGACCAGUGGUUUACUCAUUGUUUAUCCAUCACAACUGCAACAUGAAAUAAAUUAUUCUUUGAAAACAGGG
This is a messenger RNA of Eleginops maclovinus (Patagonian blennie), 5142 nucleotides long. It is a transcript of the gene prox1a, whose product is annotated as prospero homeobox 1a. Gene Ontology annotation, cellular component: nucleus. The coding region runs from base 400 to 3078 and encodes 892 amino acids. NCBI's taxonomy places the organism in Eukaryota, Metazoa, Chordata, Actinopteri, Perciformes, Eleginopidae. The record is from RefSeq and is a predicted model, not a curated record. Gene Ontology annotation, biological process: regulation of transcription by RNA polymerase II. The transcript has 7 exons. Gene Ontology annotation, molecular function: RNA polymerase II cis-regulatory region sequence-specific DNA binding; DNA-binding transcription factor activity, RNA polymerase II-specific.